Messenger RNA from Dibothriocephalus latus, 597 nucleotides. The record is from the annotation of a GenBank genome assembly. NCBI's taxonomy places the organism in Eukaryota, Metazoa, Platyhelminthes, Cestoda, Diphyllobothriidea, Diphyllobothriidae.
AUGAUAUCCGGAUUCGGUAUCUACCUAGUGAUUGAAUCUUUAAAAUCCACCAUCACACAGACGAUUGGUGUUUCGUCCUUUGUGCUUGCUGUCGGUCUGCUGGUCUUUCUGCUCGGUUUUCUUGGUUGUAUUGGCGCCUGCACAGAAAAUGUUUGCAUGCUAAAAACAUUCGCUGAAAUCAUUACCGUGUUGAUAAUCCUCGAAAUUACUGCGGGCAUUCUGCUGUUUGUGUAUCGUGAAAAGAUCGAAGAACUCACUGCCAAGAACAUUCAGUAUCGCAUUAAACAGAUAUUGACCGCUGGAAGUGUGAAUAUGGCAGGAGCACAAAGCGCUCUCGAUCAUUUGCAGAGUCUUCUAAAGUGUUGUGGAGGCGAGGGACCCCAAGAUUGGAAGAAUCAGGAACCGGACUCCUGUUGUGCAUACGUUAUCACCUCCUGUCAACAAAUGUAUGCUCAGGGUUGCGGAGAAGCUUUGUACAACGUGCUAAAGGAUAAGACACUCGCAAUGGCAAUCAUCAUAGUUUUGCUCGCCUUCCUCGAAAUCGGCGCCAUUGUUGCUGCCUGCGUUCUGGCAGAAAAAUUAAGUAGCUGCCCUUAG